AUGUCUCAAGAUACUGACCUCUCCUCGUCGUCUUUCCACGGUAGCUACGGUCUAGACCUCUUUCCCUCCGACCUACAGUCCAGUCAGCAAACCAUUGAAUCAACCCCAGCCUCCAAACCAGUACAUCCUAUGAUCUCUUCCUCCCUUGAGCGAUUCGGAAACGACUGGAUUGUUUACUCUGAAAUGAGCAAGGAGAUUUUAUCUUCUGGUGGAUUCAGACUAUCCACGGAAACGAGCUUCGUGAAAGGAAUAAGAGCUUCUGGGAUCGAUCUCGGAGUUAUUCAGAGGCGUGGAAAAGCUUUGAGCAGGUAG
Penicillium samsonianum is the source of this 312-nucleotide messenger RNA. RefSeq lists its product as uncharacterized. NCBI's taxonomy places the organism in Eukaryota, Fungi, Ascomycota, Eurotiomycetes, Eurotiales, Aspergillaceae. The record is from RefSeq and is a predicted model, not a curated record. The transcript has a single exon. The coding region runs from base 1 to 312 and encodes 103 amino acids.